GCACAAACAUUCCCUACGCACAUCCCCAUCUUGAUCUUACGUUACACUUUUUCGUUCGGCGUAAUCAAACACUUCCCGUUCCCAUCAAAACCUCCCUCCUUUUCUUUCUUUUUCUUUCUCUCCGGCGCCACGAUAAAUCUGUCCGGCCGCCGGCGGUUCGCCCCUGCCAAGAGACGGCAAUGGCUCGCGGCCAGAUCACACAGCCCCUCCUCUUCCUCCUGCUUCUAUCGACCGCGCUCCCGUCUCUGGCUCAGCAGAGCAACAGCACGGGCCACACCCGUUCGUCCAGAACCGCCGGCGGGUUCUCGCCGACCACCGUCGUCGUGCUCGUCGUCCUCAUCGCGGCCUUCGUCGUCCUCACCCUCUUUUCGAUCUACAUCAACCGCUGCACCGGCGGGCACCCCGUCCCUCGCCGGCCGUACCGUAGCACGGUCCCGGAUCAGCCCGUCGAUGCCGCCGCCCAAUCGGAUCGCUGCCGCCCCCGCGGCAUCGACAGGGGGGUCGUGGAGGCCUUCCCGACGGCCGUCUACGGCGACGUGAAGGCGCACAUGGCGACCACCAAGUCGGGCCCGCUCGAGUGCGCCGUCUGCCUCACCGAGUUCGAGGACUGCGACGAGCUCCGGGUCCUCCCGGCGUGCUGCCACGUCUUCCACCCGGAGUGCAUCGACCCGUGGCUCGCCGGCGCGGUCACCUGCCCGCUCUGCCGGGCCGACCUCACCGAGCCCCCCGCGAUCCCGGCCGGCGCCGAGAGCCGCGGCUACCUGACGGAGACGGCCGUGCAGGAGGAGCCGGAGGAGCUCGACGAGGAGUGCUCAGUGGUCUCUUUCACGGCUGAAUCUCUCACCAGUUUCAGUACAGUAUGGAGGCACGAGUUCACGGGCGCGGAGUACAACCACUACCGCAGAACGCAGUCGGCCAUGGAUGCGCCGGACCGGCACACUCUCAGGCUGCCAGAGCACGUCAUGAAGGAGCUCGCCGCCGUCCGGAGGCACCGGCGGGCGGCUAGCCUCGCCGCAGAGUAUCCGGACACCGCGGAUCAGAGGACGCCGGGGUGGCUGACCUCGUUCCUGCGGUCCAUGUCAUGGCAGCGGCAGAGCCGCGGGGACUCGGACGCCGGGGAGGAACACGGCGGCAGCAAACGGAUUCAUCCCGUGUCCGGAGCGCCGGUUGAAAGACCGAGCGGGUCGGGGUCCGGCGGGGACGAGAAGAAAGAGAGCUCCGACGUUGACGCGUUAAACCGGGUUUGACCUCUUCGUUCGUUCUUGUGUGUAAUCUUCGUCUGAGUUCCUUAUGCAAAUAGAAUUUUUAUAGACCUCCAUGGCUUGCGAUCUCGUUGUUUCUUUCUCUCUUUGAAUUUGGAAGGAAGAAGAUCUCCUUGGAUUCAUGCA
Molecule: messenger RNA, 1388 nt
Organism: Aegilops tauschii subsp. strangulata
Lineage: Eukaryota; Viridiplantae; Streptophyta; Magnoliopsida; Poales; Poaceae
Product: E3 ubiquitin-protein ligase Os03g0188200
Source: RefSeq, a predicted model, not a curated record